Molecule: messenger RNA, 1419 nt
Organism: Letharia columbiana
Lineage: Eukaryota; Fungi; Ascomycota; Lecanoromycetes; Lecanorales; Parmeliaceae
Exons: 1
Coding region: 1-1419 (472 amino acids)
Source: RefSeq, a predicted model, not a curated record
AUGAACCAAUUCCAAGAAUCUUCUCUGCUACAUCAAGCCUUCUCCUCAUUUCCAGUACAAAGUCAACAACAUCUAACAUUCAUUCCCCAAGGACAGCAACAAGUCUCUAUCAGCGACAUGUCCAACGCUUCCCAGACCACCUCUGUCAUUAGUGCGUUGGGAACCAUAAUCGGAUAUAUCGGUUCCGAAGCUGCCACGGAAGAUGUCUUUGAGAGGCUUCUGUGGCCCCAACGCUUCUUCAAUGCUUUCUCCUGGCAGGACCUUCUUGAGAUCGGAUUACUCCAUCCCAUGGGUGGGCCCAUGCACAAGGCUGCUCUGAACACUCUCGACAAAUUUCAUCGCGCUGGCCUAUUCAGAGGCCGCAAUCUGGGCAACAUGUUGGGAACCGCGUUUUUUCAUGAUACCGGUCUGAAAUACAAGAUGCAUGAUCCACCACCAGGCUCAAAGGGCAAGGAAUACGUUCGCAAUGGUCUAUGGGUCCAAGCCGUUGCUCGUAUCUCCCUUGUGGUUCAAUGUCAGAAAGAGCAAAACCCAGAAUCGGGCGUGAAGCCACCGAGACUAGUCCGGGCAAGGUCGGUGGUGAAUUUUCUGGAGUUGUCAUAUGUAGAUGGAACAACGGACCCGCGAAAGACGGUGAGAUAUGACACUGGGUCUACUAGCUGUCGAACUCUCCUGGCCAUCGUCUGGAGCGAAAUCACUGGGCUGGUUGUUGGCGGUUUCGCUGUGGGGUAUUGGCGAUCAUACUUUAGCUUUCUAUGGUUCCUCCCUCUGGCAUUGAAGCUGUUGAGCGCAUUCUUCACGAUACAACGAGAAGCUCUCCUUACAAAGCCAACGGAGAAAGAAGCGGAUGGAGAAGAAACCAAACGUUUUGAGGUUAACACUCACGGCCACGGUUUCCUCGUCAUCGAAGGCAAAGAAUCGGCCGUCUUGCAAUUCUUCAGACACUACGGUCAUCCUAUCCGCAAUCGCGCGCGCGAAAUUGCCCAGAUCUCCAUCGUCGUUGCAUUCGGCCUCGCAUUUCCAAUAGGCUUGAUGUGCUCGCUCAUAUGGAUGCCCGUCGGACUGCAAUACGUCUGGCUUGGAUACCAACUUUACGCUACUCUGGCCAUGUAUAUCCACCGCUUCACCAAAGCUCAUCAAUGGGCGAGAACCGAAGCGAGGCUUGCACAGAAGUUUGCCACGGGCAACAAUGAAGAGCGUGUCGCGUACCUGCAGGAUGAGCGUGGCAAUACGGUUAUGGGGAAACUGACGAGGAUAUACGUUGGUAAUUAUGGUGAGGGGCAACAGGUACUCAAGGAUUUCUUGCAUGGGAAACCAAAGGAAAUCCGGAAAGGGAAGAGCGACCACGACCUUCACGAAUCGGAGAGCUCUGAUACAUUGAAGAGCACUCCCGAGGACUCUGACGAUAGCAAUGCCUGA